Messenger RNA from Zonotrichia leucophrys gambelii, 1793 nucleotides. It is a transcript of the gene CD8B, whose product is annotated as CD8 subunit beta. Lineage: Eukaryota; Metazoa; Chordata; Aves; Passeriformes; Passerellidae. Gene Ontology annotation, cellular component: cell surface. The coding region runs from base 501 to 1118 and encodes 205 amino acids. The transcript has 5 exons. Gene Ontology annotation, biological process: regulation of immune response. Gene Ontology annotation, molecular function: MHC class I protein binding; coreceptor activity. The record is from RefSeq and is a predicted model, not a curated record.
AAACAACUCCACAGAUCAAACUGCAUCUUUUCCUUGUCUUGAAUGCUUUUUUAUUUCAACAGGGAGAAAACCAGCCAAAAUUCAUGCUUUCCUUCUUUUAUCUUUAAGGCCAUGGUCCUACAUUCGUAAAUUUUUGAUAGGAUAGAAGCAGAUUAAAAGAAGGAGGAAUAACUAAGUGGUGAAAUAUGAAGAAAUCUGAAGAAAUUAAAAAUCAGUGAUUUUUCUUGGUUUUAUUUUUCUGAAGGGGAUUUAAGGUACCCUGUGAAGUGCUGGACGAGAGCAAAGGGUGCUGCCCUGACGGACUCUUGGGUUUGGGGCUUGGCACAGAAGAAGCUGCCAGGCUGAGGCUCCAGGUGCUGCUCUUUGGCAGCUGCUGCUGAGAGACCUGCACAGAGAGGGGCAAGGACUUCCUGAGGGGAAGCCAGCCCUGCCACCAAGAGGUGACAGCGAGGGGAAAGGGGCAGCUGGCACAAAACCCCUCUGUCACCGAGUCUGCCACCAUGGCCCGGCCAUGGCUCCAUCUCUGCAUCUGCCUCCAGAUCCCAGGUUUUUAUACAACUCUGCUAUUAGCCCAAACUCCAGGGCAUAUUCUAACCCAAACCAGCAAUAAAACUGAAAUCCUCUGUGACCUGAAGAAGGAGCACACCGGGGUGUACUGGUACCGCUGGAGCCAGGAGAGGCAACAAUUCCAGUUCUUGUUGUUCUCCAACACAAUGGGCAGAGCCACCUAUGGCCCAGAGGUGAGGCAGGACAAGUUCAGUGCCCAUGAGGCGAGGUCCCAGAGCUCCUACAGCCUGCACAUCAGCCACCUGCAGCCCUCAGACAGCGGCAUCUACUACUGCUCCACGUCCCAGGCCUCCCAGCUGCUCGUGGGCACUGGCACACAGCUCACAGUGGUUGAUGUUUUGCCUCCAAAGACCACGCAGACACCAGUGUCCAAAAAGCCUCUGCCACGCACAACCAAAAGGAAACCUGCCAGCAGGGAAGGUCCCUGCAGUCCCCUGGUCUGGAUCCCUCUGGCUGCUGCUGUCCUGCUGCUGCUGCUGAGCCUGGUGCCCACCGCCUACCGCCUGCACCGUCUGCGGCGGAGGCUGCGGCUUCGCAUCCACAGGCAGUAAUUCCCAGUAAAUCCCAGUAAUUCCCAGUAAUUCCCAGCAAAUCCCACUGCCUUCCCUGCCCCAGACAGGCAGGGAGAAGCCACGGACCCUCCCCUGCAGGAGCCUGGACAUGACCAGGAAGGACCUGGCAGGGGACAGAUGUGGGCUUGUACCACAAAACAAACAUUUCUUUCCUGCAUGACUUCAACAUUCUCCUGGACACAACCCUGGCAAAAGGACCAGGCUGGAUUCUGCAGCAUCCUGAGCACUUCCCAAAGGUCACUGAGCAGGGCAAAAGCCACAUCUGGCUCUGCACAGGGGGAAAGGGGCUGGCACCAAAGUGUCGCCACAUUUCUCUUCACAGAGAAAAGCAAGGCACAAUUCUUCCCAAGAGUAUUUCUGGGUUUCACGUUCUCUGAACAUCAGAGAAAGAAAACACAAUUCUUAUCUUAUUUGCUGUGCCUGUGUUUGUGCAAAAGUAGAAAGCAAAAAGGAGAUCGUUUACCCAAAGUGAUGGAGUUUUGUUUCCUUGGCCUAGCAGGGCCAAGUGUGUGUGUUUGUGUCAAGACUGUGGGCUGACAGUCAUGAGAUUCUGGGCAGUUGAGUGCUUGGCAGAUUCAGUUUAGAUGUAAUGUAAUAUAGUGUAAUAUAAUAUAGAAUAAGAUAGUAUAAUAAAGUAAUUAAUGAGCCUUCUGA